GUGAGGUUCGACAUAUGUAUGUAAAAUGACUGAGGAACCCGAUUUCCCGCUCCGGCCACAGCGGCGUCAUUCUUAAUUUCAACAAAAGCCUCUUCUUCGGCCUUGGCUCCCCUAAACGCAAACUCAAUUAACAUGGCCACUGGGGCAGCUAAUAUUCCCUUCGCCCUGCUUGAAGCGCCCACCGACCGGCAGCGAAUCACCGAUGACCUUAAUGCCGAGGCGCACGUGACCGGUUUGCUAUAGCUCCUUGAGGAAUACUAAAAGUCGAAUGGCUUUCACUGACAGUUAUUUCCCCAGAUGAUGGUCGCGUGGAAGUCGCGGUCAAUGAAGGAGGCCCGAAGGCAGUCAGCCUGCUACAAGCGCUCCAGGCCCGGUCAAUCCCCAUUCAUUCACAGAUAAAGGAGAUUCGCUUCCCAAUCCGGCUUAAUGUGGUGAUCCACGUCGUGGGAUCGCGCGGUGACGUCCAACCUUUCAUUGCCUUAGGCCAGGCUCUGCAGAAACACGGACAUCGCGUGAGACUAGCGACCCAUUUCGUGUUCCGCGACUUUGUCAAAGAUAAUGGGUUGGAGUUUUUCAAUAUUGGGGGCGACCCGGCGGAGUUGAUGUCAUUCAUGGUCAAGAAUCCGAAGCUGAUGCCGAAGAUGAAGACCCUUUUACAAGGAACCGUUGGGAAACGUCGCAAGGAGAUUCGGACCAUGAUUGGGGGAUGUUGGCGGUCGUGUUUCGAAACCGGCGAAGGUACUGACCCGACUGGUUCUGACGCCAUGACUGCGCUGCCUUUUGUGGCCGACGCGAUUAUUGCAAAUCCGCCGAGUUUUGCGCAUUUCAACUGUGCGCAAAAGAUGGGAGUACCGUUGCAUAUGAUGUUCACCAUGCCAUGGUCGCCUACCCAGGCCUUUCCACAUCCUCUGGCGAAUAUUCUUACCCGCGAUGCAAAGCCUUCCGUUGCAAACUUUCUGUCUUACGUCCUUACGGAGAUUCUCAUUUGGCAAGGGGUGGGUGAUUUGAUUAAUGAGUUCCGUCGCUUUGAGCUGGGAUUGGAUCAGCUGGAAGGCACAGGCGCGCCGAGCUUGCUGCACCGGCUAAGGGUUCCAUUCACAUAUUUCUGGUCCCCUUCGCUACUCCCCAAGCCGGAUGACUGGGCUGAUCACAUCGAAGUAACUGGUUUCAAUUUUCUUCCUUCAAAUCACGACUACACUCCUCCACAGGAUCUUGUCGACUUUCUUGAAGCAGGCCCCCCGCCGCUGUAUAUCGGGUUCGGUUCCAUUGUGGUCGAUGAUCCCGAUGCUCUUUCGCGGACCAUCCUAGAGGCGGUCGAGAUAACAGGCCAACGGGCCGUUAUUUCAAAAGGAUGGGGCGGACUUGGAGCCGGCCUCAUCAACCAGCGUGAUGUAUUAUUCUUAGGAAACUGCCCGCAUGACUGGUUAUUCCAGAGAGUCUGCUGUGUGAUUCAUCAUGGUGGAGCUGGAACGACAGCUACCGGUGUUGCUUUGGGACGACCAACAGUCAUUGUCCCUUUCUUCGGUGACCAGCCGUUUUGGGGCGCGUUGGUGGCGCAGAACGGAGCAGGCCCUCCACCUAUUCCAAUACAACAGCUAACCGCGACCCGUCUCGCGAACGCAAUCCGUUUUUGUCUUGGGGUUGACACCGUCGAAAAGGCACAGAAACUGGGUGAGAGAAUCCGAGCAGAGGACGGUGCUCGCAGUGCAGUAGACAGCUUCCACCAGAAGCUGGAUGUUCAACGUCUUCAAUGUGCGCUGUGUCCUGAUCGUCCGGCCGUGUGGCGCAUUAAGAAGACAAGAAUUCUGCUUAGCGCAUUUGCGGCCACUGUUUUGGUUGUGGAGAAGAAGCUUGAUCCAAAAGAUGUCAUGCUGUACUACUCAAAACGGUAUAGCACAAGCGAUGGCUGCCUAGGGGCCGAUGCUUUUUCAGGAGCCAUUAGUAAUUUCCUGACCGGGGUGGUUGGGAUGCCGCUAAAUGCUGUGCAAAAUAUCCUACAGCCACCAUCGGAACGCUUCGCUGCAAGCUACAACAUGCCUCCUCACGAGGCAUAUCAAACUAUGCAGUUGCCCGAGGUACCCAGAGUCUCUAGCCAGGCUGAAGUGACAACAAACAAUGACGCAGGGCAGGCGCCGUGCUUAUCGUCAGCGGUAACGAUUCAGUCCCAGGUUGGUGCGCCGUCCAUGGCGACUAAACAGGGCCGAUUGAAGAAAUUAGGGGUCAGUGCAAGUUAUAUGGGCCGCCGAACGCUAAAUUGGAUGGUAGAAGUACCCAUGGGCCUUACGGUGAUGCUCUCCCAGUUCUUCCAUUACUUACCGCGCGGCUAUCAUGAUCACGCUGUGAGGGACACACCUGAAGUGGCUGGCGUGAAGUCUGGUUUUAUUGCGGCUGGAAAGGAAUUUGGCUAUAGCUUCUAUGACGGCAUAACUGGACUCGUAACACAACCCAGGCAGGGCUGGAAUGACGGGAGGUUCGGUGGCUUGGGCAAAGGGCUUGGUAAAGGAGUGGGAGGCGUACUUCUCAAACCUCAAGCCGGGUUAUGGGGAUUGCUCGGUUAUCCCUUGAGCGGAAUCCAUCGAGAGAUAGAGCAGUCAUAUGGUGCAAAUCGAGUGGACUACGUGGUAAAGUCCCGGAUCAGACAAGGGAUUGCCGAAUGGAACGCUACUCUACCAGAGGAGAGGGCGGCGGUGUUGGAUAAAUGGAACGCGUUGGACAAAACGGGUCGGCAUUAAAUACCAAAUGCUGCGCUUCAAUUAGCCCAGCUCAUAGCCAUCAAUAUGAAUUACGCCUAAUCGGCAGGGCCUAAGGUAAUGGGGGAUUGUACACAUAAAUUCUGAAGACUGGGGGACGCCGAGUGUAUGGCAAUCUAGCUUUAUACUCUCUAUGGAGCUCUUGGCUGACUGACGAUUACUUGAAUUGGCAUCCACGAGGAUUUAAGAGUUGGCUAUGACGCAUGCACAGUUCUAUGUAUACUCUCAUUAGUUUAUAGUAAUGUUUAAAUCAAUAUACUGAGACGCUGGUGCGGAUGUGCUUCUGUCAUGUCCUAGGUAUUCAAGUUGUUAUGCCUUCUGAUCGCUGUCGCAGUUUAAAAUCGGGCUUCGAUUUCAUUCCCAAUGCAGGAGGCCCGGGCAUACCUGUGGAGCUCG
Molecule: messenger RNA, 3146 nt
Organism: Aspergillus calidoustus
Lineage: Eukaryota; Fungi; Ascomycota; Eurotiomycetes; Eurotiales; Aspergillaceae
Source: the annotation of a GenBank genome assembly